This is a messenger RNA of Tetranychus urticae (two-spotted spider mite), 1094 nucleotides long. NCBI's taxonomy places the organism in Eukaryota, Metazoa, Arthropoda, Arachnida, Trombidiformes, Tetranychidae. The record is from RefSeq and is a predicted model, not a curated record.
UGAGGGAUUUUGUAACGUUAAGUAAUAGUUUGAAAUUGAUUUUGAUAAUUUUAACAGCAUAAGACAGCUAUUAUUGAACCACAUCAGUUUGAUUAUUAGUACAUGGUGUAUUGGUGUUAUUACUGUUAAACAGUUUUCGAUUGUGAGUGAAAUGUGUACCUUCCAAUCAUUAGUAUAUAAAUCCAAAAUUGGACUACCCUUGGUGUUGAUGGCGUUUAUUUCAGGAUGCCCAUCAAUUCAACCUGCACCAUUGGAAGAAGCCAAGUUCUUGCGACAGAUUGCUAACCAAUACAGUGCUCCAUUGGUUGUAUCAUUCCUACAUUCAAGGAUCCAGAAGAACGAAGAAAUGAUUUCCAAAAUUAAAAGCUCUCUAAAAAAUUUGGAUCAAUCUAAAGUUGAGGUGUUUGGUUUGGCUGAAAAGACGCUUGAGUUAUUGGACGAACAGUUAACCGCUCUGGAAAAGGCUGAUUACUUUGACUUCAAUGGAACUGAAAAAGUACAGUAUUUUAUUGAACAGUUCAUCAUGCAAAAUGAAAUGUAUCCAAUUGAGUUUGGUUCCUAUGGAGUAGUUAAAGUCGCUGUUACUCCUGAUGUUUUGUUGGAAGAUUUGCCAAAAAAGAGAAGCCAUGAUUUGAUCAAUGCGACAAAUAGUAUGAUUCAAACAUACUUAUCCGAUAUCGAUGUAAAAGAGCGAAGUCCUGAUAACAACCGAAUGCAAAAACUGGCCGCUUUUCUGGCUAGACAAGAGCUACAGCUAUUGGCCAACUACUCGUAUCCACCAGAUCAUGAUAACUACAAUUAUUAUGAUCUUAAUAACCCUACUAAAGUUGCACUUGGUACAGUGCUGAGAAAAGUAAAGACAGUUGUUGACUUCUUUUACGCACAAUUCAACCAUUUGUCUGAUCCAAAGUCAACUACCAAAAUGAUUGAAGAUUCAGUGAACGAAAGUCAAGAGAAACCAUCUUACCACGAGGUACGUUUGGGUGGCGUAUCUCCGUGAUAUCUUUGUUCCCGAAAUCUUUGCUCAAAAAGAUGUUUGUGUCAAAUCAUUUAUUAGAUAAUAAUAUUAAUAAAUUAAUACAAUGCUCAAAGAA